AUGUCCACUCUAUUCGAGAUCUCGAUUAAGAUUGUAGCAAUCAUGGGUAUCAUAACGAGCACAUUAAGCUAUUACAUGACCAAGACGAACGAUCCCGACCCAAUUACAGGACUCACAUCGAGAGAUAGAUAUGUCAUACAAACGUCUUGGGCUCCGGUCAAGAAGGAUUUGACCGGAAAUGGAGUCGCUCUGCUUCUAUUGUACUUUGAAAAAUUCCCAGCUACGAAAAAUUAUUUCGUCUUUAAAGACGUACCGAAUGAGAAAUUGAAAACUGAUAAGAAAUUUCACGCACAUUGUAACAGUGUGAUGGUCACUUUGGAUUCGCUUAUUGCCAAUUUGAACGACGGCGAACUUAUUGUAAGUCUUUUAGAAAAACUCGGGAAAAAUCAUAAACGGCACGGGAUUAAAGAUGACGCAUAUGACCAAUUGAAAGAAACCGUCAUUGAACUUUUUAGUUCUUUCAUGACGAAAGAAGAGCUUGAAACUUGGGAUAAGUUACUAAAAGUGGCAUUUAGCGUCAUAAUAAAAUAUCUGUAA
Molecule: messenger RNA, 537 nt
Organism: Tribolium castaneum (red flour beetle)
Lineage: Eukaryota; Metazoa; Arthropoda; Insecta; Coleoptera; Tenebrionidae
Product: globin
Exons: 4
Coding region: 1-537 (178 amino acids)
Molecular function (GO): heme binding; oxygen binding
Source: RefSeq, a predicted model, not a curated record